CUUCCUCCAUCACUCCGCACCCGCCGGCGGAGCACCCGGGGUGGCAGCGCUGCGCGCCCAGUCCUACCCGGUUGCGGCGAGGCGGCCCUCGGCGCGCUCCGGUCCCACUGCGCACGCUUUGCGACCCGGCUGCCCGCAUGGACACGGCGCUGAAACGGAGCCGCUCUGAGGAGCCGGUGGAGCUCCCGCCGCCCGCCCGGGAGGCGGAGGAGAAAGAGGAGGAGGAAGAGAGGAUGGAACAGGGCCUGGAGGAGGAGGAAGAGGUGGACCCCCGGAUCCAGGGAGAACUGGAGAAGUUAAAUCAAUCCACGGAUGACAUCAACAGACGGGAGACUGAACUUGAGGAUGCACGCCAGAAAUUCCGGUCUGUCCUGGUUGAGGCGACGGUGAAACUGGACGAGCUGGCGAAGAAAAUCGGCAAGGCUGUAGAGGACUCGAAGCCCUACUGGGAGGCCCGCAGGGUGGCAAGGCAGGCUCAGCUAGAAGCGCAGAAAGCCACACAGGACUUCCAGAGGGCCACUGAGGUGCUCCGUGCAGCCAAGGAGACGAUCUCCCUGGCCGAGCAGCGGCUGCUGGAGGAUGACAAGCGCCAGUUUGACUCUGCUUGGCAGGAAAUGCUGAAUCACGCUACUCAGAGGGUCAUGGAGGCCGAGCAGACCAAGACACGGAGCGAGCUGGUGCACAAGGAGACAGCGGCCAGGUACAACGCCGCCAUGGGCCGCAUGCGGCAGCUGGAGAAGAAACUCAAGCGAGCCAUCAACAAGUCCAAGCCUUAUUUUGAGCUAAAGGCCAAGUACUACGUGCAGCUCGAGCAACUGAAGAAGACAGUGGAUGACCUUCAGGCCAAGCUGGCCCUGGCGAAAGGCGAGUAUAAGGCAGCCCUGAAGAGCCUGGAGAGGAUCUCGGAUGAGAUACACGAGCGGCGGCGCUCCAAUGCCAUGGGGCCUCGGGGCUGUGGCGUGGGGGCAGAGGGCAGCAUCACCUCAGUGGAGAACCUGCCUGCAAGCAAGCCCGAGCCUGAUGCCAUUUCUGUGGCUUCAGAAGCCUUUGAAGAUGACAACUGCGGCAACUUGGUGUCUGAAGACGACUCGGAAACCCAGUCUGUGUCCAGCUUUAGUUCAGGACCAACAAGUCCAUCUGAAAUGCCUGACCAGUUCCCUGCAGUGGCAAGGCCCGGCAGCCUGGAUCUGCCCAGCCCUGUGUCCCUGUCAGAAUUCGGGAUGAUGUUCCCAAUACUGGGUCCUCGAAGUGAAUGCAGCGGGGCCUCCUCCCCUGAGUGUGAGGUGGAACGAGGAGACAGAGCAGAAGGGGCCGAGAAUAAAAUGAGUGACAAAGCCAACAACAACCGCGUUCUCAGCAGCACCAGCGCUGGUGGUGGCAGGAGCAGGAGCCAAAGCAGCACAUCCCUCGAGGGUCAGGCCUUGGAAACCCGUAUGAAGCAGCUCUCCCUACAGUGCUCAAAAGGAAGAGAAGGAAUUAUUGCUGACAUAAAAACGGUGCAGAUUGGCUGAUCCACCCGGGGCUGUGGCCCAUGUGCAGCUCGUAUUUAUACACGAAGUCCACGAACAUUGUGCCAAUAAUCAUUUAACAUAAGCCAAAUAGUACGCACUUACUCUAGACCACACUAACAAGUUUCAGUGACCUUGAGGGCCAAGCAAUGUCCCUCUGGUAAGAGCUCUUGGGCUGGUGUGUUUUUCAGAGCAGAGCCACUGCAGGUAAACUGUGCCCAGGGCCACGGCCUUGGCAGAGCCUUCCCUGUGGAAGCAAUAACUAGUUUCUGUGAGAGAACCUGAGCCGGGAGAGCCGGGCGUGUAGCCAGACUGGGUCACAGCCUGCAUCUCUAUCCCUGUGUCCCCUCCACCUGGGGAAACUGAGAUGAUCUCGACAUCACAUCACAGGGCACCAAAAUCAUUUAAAAACUCACAUAAACAAAAACUCAAGUGUUCCGAACACAUUGUAACAACAAUGCCAGGGACACAGUUCACUAUCAUCGCCUCUGGUGCUCAGAGGGGUUAAGGAGCAUGUCUUCUAGGAAACCGUUGAACCAUUUCCUAGGGAAGCCACCAUGAACUGCACUUUUUGGGGUGGGAACAGUGAAUGCCAAUGUGGGAAUGGGGAAUGAAGUAGCGGGGACGUAGAUAGCAUAGACAGGAUCUGUGGCUGGGGGCGGUUUUAUAGCCUGCCCUUAGCCUGCCCGCCAAGGGGCUUUAUUCUAAGAGACGUGCAUGUGAGGAAUGGCUACCACGGCUCUAUCUAGAUUGACAAGGAGUUCAUUUCUCUGUAGACUGUAAUUUCUACAAUAACAGAUUAUUUAAGGUUUAUGCUGCACCUAGAAUUCCUUAGAGGAAACUGUCCUUGAAGCUAGGAAAGGGAGUGGGCAUGGUUGGUAAAUAGAAGCAAUGGAUCUGUUAUGCUAAUAGUAGUGUCUAGACUUAGUGUUUCUGGUUAUGCAUAUUUAGAGCACUGUAUUUUAUGUGUCUUGUUUUAUUAAUCUACCGUUUCUGGAAAAAAAAAAAAAACCAACCCGUUCAAACUGCCUGUUAAUGUUAGCCAUGUAUGUAUACCUCUCUCUUCAUACACGAGUGUUUCUCUUUUUUAUUGAUGGACACAGUAUCCUUAUUACAAGGUUAUUUUGUACUUGUUUUAUUACCUGGAGUGUAAUAAAAACUAAGAAGACUUUGUGACUUCCGAUGAGAAAGCCCA
Molecule: messenger RNA, 2703 nt
Organism: Rattus rattus (black rat)
Lineage: Eukaryota; Metazoa; Chordata; Mammalia; Rodentia; Muridae
Gene: Sh3bp5
Product: SH3 domain binding protein 5
Exons: 9
Coding region: 138-1511 (457 amino acids)
Biological process (GO): intracellular signal transduction; negative regulation of protein tyrosine kinase activity
Cellular component (GO): cytoplasm
Molecular function (GO): protein kinase inhibitor activity
Source: RefSeq, a predicted model, not a curated record